UCUGUCCUGAUCUGUGAGGACUGUCCUGUAGUGUGCGCCUUCAAACGGAUUCGCACAUUCAAGCUUCAUCUGGACAACAAAAAACAAACUCUGGCCGUUUUUGGUUUUCAUAAUUUUUUAGGAGAACAAUUUCAUUCCGACACGAUGAUGCGGAUUGUGGUAUUAAUGGGACUGCUGGCACUCGAGACCUCUGCGUCUGUGCUGCCGAAUAACGAUACGAGCUAUAUUCGGACAUUUUCGGCUGAAUUCUGGCCUUUCAAUGGUGAGCCCUUUGAUUAUCUGGAUGCUCAGGAGGGCAGUGGCUCUGAUUUCGACCAUUCAUCCAAACUCAAGAAAGAUCACCACCACCCUGCUGUGGCAAAAAAGCACUACCACAUCUCUCAGGAAACAUCAAAAUUCCUAACUGGCUAUGUGGUGACCACUGUCAUCCCAACAAUAUACACUUUAGUGUUCAUCAUAAGUGUUCCUCUGAAUCUUCUGGCACUUGUUAUGUUUGUACGCAAAGUUAGACCUAAGAAACCAGCUGUGAUUUACAUGAUGAACCUGGCCUGUGCUGACCUCCUCUUUGUGCUCGUACUCCCAUUUAGGAUAGCCUAUCAUUUCAAUGGAAAUAACUGGAUAUACGGGGCUGGGAUGUGUCGUUUGGUCACGGCUGCUUUUUAUGGCAACAUGUAUUGCUCUGUGCUGCUGAUGAUGUGCAUUAGUGUAGAUCGGUUUAUGGCUGUUGUCUACCCUAUGGAUUCACUCACCUGGCGCAGUCCUCAGACUGCAUCCAUCGUGUGCGGCGCCAUGUGGCUUUUGUCCAUCGGCGGUGUGAUGCCUUUGCUGGUCUCCAAUCAGACCAUUCACCUACCUGACUUGGGAAUAAUCACUUGUCACGACGUCCUUGACAUUCAUCACCUCCGCGAGUAUUACCUAUACUUCUUUCCUAUCCUCUCUUCACUUUUCUUCUUUAUCCCACUCAUUUUCAGCACCGUCUGCUACAUGCGCAUCAUCCAAGCCUUGUGCGCAGCCAACGUGGAAAACCGUGCCAAAAAAACGCGGGCUGUCUUCAUGGGUGUCACGGUCUUUGCUGUCUUCGUCAUAUGCUUCACCCCCACUAACAUCAUCCUGUUGUCACAUUAUGUGCAGUUUGCUCACAAGUACAACGACACGUCCUACGCUGCUUAUCUGGUCUCCAUGUGCAUUGGGAGCGUCAGCUGCUGUUUGGACCCCCUCAUCUACUACUUUGGGUCGUCGCAGUGCCAAAAGCAGGUUCUCGCAUAUCUGAAGUGUCAGGGGAUACCAGGAAUUGAGAGGAGCGUACAGUUUACCAGCAGCACCAGGUCAAGCAAGUUGGAGACCUUAAAAAGCAGCAUGAGUAACCAGUACAGGAAGCUGAUGGCAUGAGCCGCAAGGUUUUAUGAGGACUUUCAAUCAGUAUUUGGUUUACCAGGUCCAGCUCAUUUAGGAUGUUGGAGUUGUUUGCACUGUCAAUAAUUGGAACUCUUUAAUAGAGCACAACUGUCUUGUUCCGGAAGUAAAACAAAUAAAUAAAUAAAAAGAAAAGAAAUUAAUUGGGGAAAUGAUUAUUAACAAUAACUUAUAAAACUUUUAAAGCCAGACCUAUCGUGAGCUCUGAUGUUGUUAAUCAAUGGUAGCCUUUAUUCUUAUGCUGAAGCCAUAAGUGCAGAAUUCAUUGUCGUGAACAAUCAAGGCAAACGGCACACCAAACGAGCCAGGCAGCGACCAUCCACUUGUAUGAUGUUCUGUGAAUGACCUUAGCGAGCUAGUCUCCCUACACUCUCAAACUACGUAUAUAUAUUUGAAUAUAUCUUACUAUUUUGAAAUAUACUUUAAAUAUAUUGAAUACACUUAUAAUCAACAACUUAAAUCAAAAGUUUUAUACAUUUACAUUGUUUAUUUGAUUUAGUCAUUUGCAAUGCUUCAUGGGAUUGUAGUUCAUUCCCCCAUUCCCUUUGUCUUUUUGUCUGAUUUUCAUAUAAGUUUUUGCUUCAAAUCAAAGUUUGUAAUGAUGGGAUUUACAUCAGAGCUGGUUGGAUUGGUUCAUGCUUAGAACUGUUUUAUGAAGACUUAUGAAAUCCCAUAUGGAAAACAAAGUAAUGGGGAAAACUUUUCUGGGAAACCAACAUGGCAGAAAAAGUGGGUGGACACUGUAGCACUCUAUUGAUAACAGUCUUUUUUUUUCUGUACUGUAGCUAAAUGAGGUGUCUCUCUAUUGGAACUUGAACUGUUUCUGUGCUCUUGAAACUCAUUUUCUAAUGUAUAGAUUCCUGAUUUAUUUUUGUAUUCUUCUGCUACAGUCUUAAAAAACUAUUGUAUAUUUGUUACUAAAACACUUUUGUACAAACAGUAUCAGAUAUAUAAUGCUUGUAAGGACUAAAAAUAAAACUGUAAAUGGUA
Myxocyprinus asiaticus (Chinese sucker) is the source of this 2403-nucleotide messenger RNA. Its product is annotated as proteinase-activated receptor 1-like. The record is from RefSeq and is a predicted model, not a curated record. Gene Ontology annotation, cellular component: membrane. Gene Ontology annotation, biological process: positive regulation of blood coagulation; phospholipase C-activating G protein-coupled receptor signaling pathway; thrombin-activated receptor signaling pathway. Gene Ontology annotation, molecular function: thrombin-activated receptor activity. Lineage: Eukaryota; Metazoa; Chordata; Actinopteri; Cypriniformes; Catostomidae. Bases 145 to 1389 code for a protein of 414 amino acids. The transcript has 2 exons.